CCAUUAAAUGUCUUUUACCAUUACCGGGCACGGGUAAUGCCUACUCAUCUUCAGCCCGCUGUGGUCAUUUUUGGAGCGCACUGCCAUGAGUAACACGGACAAAAAAGAAGAACAAAGCGAUUUAUUCGCCGGUUUCCACACGGCUUAUAAAUCCUUUGCAACAGAUGCCAUCCACGUCGGUCAGGAGCCGGAGCAAUGGAAAUCUAUGGCUGUAGUACCGCCGAUUUCCCUUUCUACCACGUUCAAGCAGCACUCUCCAGGAAAGCACGCUGGCUUCGAGUACAGCCGGAGUGGAAACCCUACCAGAAACUGCCUUGAAAAAGCCGUAGCUGCACUGGACGGAGCAAAGUACUGCCUUGCUCUCGCUUCAGGACUAGCGGCCACAGUGACGAUCACUCACAUGCUCAAGGCAGGCGAUGGAAUCGUCAGCAUGGAUGACGUGUACGGAGGCACAAACCGCUACUUUCAAAGAAUCGCAGCUGAAGUCGGCCUGGAUGUGUCUUUUGCUGACUGCACAAAACCCCAAUUGCUCAAGGCUGCCUUGAAGCCAAAUACUAAGCUGGUGUGGAUUGAAACACCCACCAACCCCAUGAUGAAGGUGGUGGACAUCAAGGCCUGCUCCGACUUGGUCCACGAGCACAACAAAGACAUAGUGGUGGUCGUGGACAACACCUUCAUGUCGGCGUAUUUCCAGCGCCCCUUGGCUUUGGGAGCUGAUAUCUGCAUGUACUCAGCCACCAAAUACAUGAACGGCCACAGCGAUGUGGUGAUGGGUCUCGUCUCCAUGAACAGGGAGGAUCUGUACGAGCGACUGAAGUUCCUGCAAAAUGCACUGGGUAGUGUGCCGUCUCCUUUUGACUGUUUCCUGUGUAACCGUGGAUUGAAGACCCUUCACCUGAGGAUGGAGCGGCACUUUAAGAACGCCCUGGCUGUUGCCAAGUUUCUGGAGGCUGAUCCGAGGGUGGAGCGCGUCCUCUACCCAGGCCUGCCGUCUCACCCCCAGUACGAAGUGAUGAAGAGACAGUGUACUGGGUGUCCAGGGAUGAUUGCCUUCGACAUUAAAGGGAAACUUGAGCAUGCUACUACCUUCCUCAAUAACCUCAAAAUGUUUGCGAUUGCAGAAAGCCUCGGUGGAUAUGAAAGUUUAGCAGAACACCCGGCGAUCAUGACCCAUGCAUCAGUGCCAGAAAAUGAGAGGAAUGUGCUGGGCAUCAGCGACACCCUGAUCCGGCUCUCCGUUGGCCUGGAAGACGAAGCCGACAUCAUUGAAGACCUGGAUCAGGCACUGGCUGCUGCUCAUCCAAAGAAGUGAAAUGUCUUCAGAGGGUGGAGGAGUCAAAUUUGGGAUGGAAGACCCGAGUUUCCAACAUGUGGGACCUCAGCUCAGUGAUGUCGCCUGUCAGGGAAGCUCAUCCUUGGGGGGGCGCUGAUUUUUAGACUGGUUUUACUUUGUUUUCAUGUUUGUUCUGUGCUUUGUUUUAAUUAGGAUUUUUUGAAGGCUUUAAUCAGGCAAAGUCCUGCUCAGUUAAGAUUGAUGAAGCACGAGUUACUGCUGGAACAAUGUCAUACAGACAUUUUUCUGAAUAACCUUGCUGUGAAACUGUGUCUUCAGGUUGAUUCCUGGUAUCGAUGUGCAGAUUUUCAGAUUUAUUUUUUUUGUAUAUGCACUUCCAACUCACAACGUAAAUCAUCCACCUCAGGGCACUUUAGGUGGCAAGAUAAAGACUUCACAAGAUCAUCUGCAAUCUGCCACCUACUGACCAAAUGUUAGAAGUGAUAGUGGCUCUCACAGUUUUGGACAGAGAUUUCUUUUUUUGCCAUGCAGAACAAUUGUUUUACUUAAACAAGAAGGUGAACAAAAAAUACUGCAUGCCCUUUUUGUUUGGCCAAAACUUUGAUAUAAAUAAACUGUCACUAAGAGAGGAGGCAGCUCCAGAUAUCUGCUAGUAAACGUGGGAGGGUUUGGUAUGCACAAGUGAAGAAGUUCCCAGCAGUGACUCCAGUUGAGGUCUGUGUAGAAACAGCUGAAUGUUGUUACAGGAACAUCUCUGAGAAUUAAGCUUGAUAAAGAGCUUUGUGUGUUUUGUUUAAAAAAAAAAAAAAAAAAAAAAGGUUGAGACAUGUCACAACUCUUUUGGGGUUUGUCUGUGCGACAACACACACGCCAUUUGUGCAAUCCACUGUACUCCCACAUCACAGCUCAUCAUUUACUGUAAUCGAAAAAAUCCAUUAAAAUCAGUCCAAAUACAAAUCUGUGCCCGUCUCACUUCCUCUCAACCAUCCUGCUGUACAAGCACAAGUCUUGUGAGUGCAGCAUCAGCAGUGGGGUGGGGGUGCAUGGUGGGGUUUUAGCUGAUGAGGUAGUUGGCAUCCUAAAAAACAAACUAUUAAUGCAAUUUCCAACUUAAGGUGUCAGAUCUUCUGCAGAAGACUGAUCAUUACCCACACGUGCAGUCAGUAAUUUUAUGUAAUUAUUAAAUGGAAAAAAAAUGUAUCGUGUUCAUCUGUAUACAAAGAUUAGUGUGUGUGAUUAUGUCUUCCAACAAAUCGUCGCUUUCUGAUGAACCUAUAAUUUAUCCAUUACACAGAAUGAAGAGCCUUUUUUGGGGCAAUGCUUAUCACAUCCACCUUAACCUUCAAUAACAAGCCUGGACUACUGUGGAAACGUCAUUUCUGUGUGUGGCUCUUGGUGUUUAUUUAACAAAUAUGACUAAUGGAUUAGAUUUCCUGCUAAAUAUAGCAUGUGCUGUCAUCAUUUUAAACAAAUCGGGACUGAAAAUGUGGACAAAGUCUUCACUGUAAGCACAGUAAAAACGACUGCUCUGACCCUUC
Messenger RNA from Oreochromis aureus, 2832 nucleotides. RefSeq names its product cystathionase (cystathionine gamma-lyase) (gene cth). Gene Ontology annotation, cellular component: cytoplasm. Gene Ontology annotation, molecular function: cystathionine gamma-lyase activity; pyridoxal phosphate binding. NCBI's taxonomy places the organism in Eukaryota, Metazoa, Chordata, Actinopteri, Cichliformes, Cichlidae. The record is from RefSeq and is a predicted model, not a curated record. The transcript is spliced from 12 exons. Gene Ontology annotation, biological process: transsulfuration. Bases 86 to 1312 code for a protein of 408 amino acids.